AUGGUAGAACAUUUUAUUACAACUGUUUUAAUAGUAUUUUUAAUACAUGCUACAUGUUUUCAUUUAUUCACUGCAAAAUCGGUUCCUAUCGAUGAUCGACAUCGAAGUAAGCAAUAUCUUGGAUCAACAUUGGCCGAAUCGGUUCAAAUUGAUGAAGCAAUGACACAUCUUAAAGAACUAGAACGCAUUGCUAUGGCUAAUAAUGGAAAUCGUGCUGCUGGUACCACUGGUUUCAAUCAAACGCUGGAUUAUUUGGUGAAAUAUUUAUCAACUCACACUAAUUUUAAAAUUACUAAAACUGAUUUCCAUGUACGAGAUUCUAAACUUAAAUACGAUCCAGUUCUUCUAUCAUCGAUUGAUGGAACUAUCACCAAUCAUACGUAUUCAAAAGAUUAUUCUGAAGCUGAAUUUUUUCGAGUUCGUUAUUCCAAAUCGGCUAAUUUCUCCAGUUUCAUACCAGUGACUGUUAUUCCAAAUAGUGGCUGUUUCGAAGCUGAUUGGAUACAAGCAAAUCCACCGAUUUCAGGUCAUGUAGCUUUAGUCAAACGGGGUGCAUGUACUUUUAUCGAACAAAGCACUCUUGCUGCAAAGUUUAAUGGGGCAGCCCUGUUGCUAUAUAAUGAUGGAACAUCGCCUAAUCACAUGUUACCCAUGGUCGUCGAUAUGGCACAGAGCUAUGCUAUACCAGCACUCUCUCUUUCGUACGAUCUCGGAGAAAGACUUGCUAAUGCAGCUCGAAAUCCGUGGAAAAUGGUAGGUGUUCGCAUUACUAAUAUACUCUUAAACGAGGAAUCGUUUGCCGUCGGUAACAUCUGUGUUGACACUCCCACUGGCGAUCCUACUCAAACAAUUGUGGUUGGCAGUCACAGUGAUAGUGUAUACUCUGGGCCUGGCAUUAACGACGAUGGUAGUGGUAGUGCAGCCAACCUUGCCUGGACUGUAGGUUUGGCACGUCUUUUUCAAACGUCUACUUAUGCUAAAUAUAAAUAUCGCUUAAGAUUCUGUUGGUGGGGUGCCGAAGAAAAUGGAAUUCUCGGUUCGAAAUAUCAUGUUGCACAAGCUAAACAGUCCACCGUUGUUGGUGAACGCCUCAUUGAUUAUGUAGCAUAUCUCAAUUUUGAUAUGAUCGGUUCGACCAACUUCCAAUUUGCUACUUAUGAUGGUCGAACAGCUAACAAUGACACUUUGCCGUCAGCCAUUGUUGGUAGUUACAAAAUUUCACAAGCUUUUCGCGAUUGGUUUAUUCAGCAGAAUUUACCAUGGGAUUUUGUUGAAUUUGGUUAUGGUAGUGAUUAUGCGCCGUUUUUAAUCGAAGGUGUACCUGUCGGUGGUCUUUAUUCUGGUUCAGAUGAUAUUAGAACACAAGAGGAAUGUGAUCGCUAUAAUCAACUUCUUGGUCCAGACCAUUGCACUGUGGCAAAUGUCGAGCAUGAUCCAUGUUAUCACGAGGAUUGUGAUACAGUUGAGAAUAUUAACGUAUUUGCUUAUGAUAAAAUGAUAAAAGCAGCCGCUUCUACCAUUGAAAAUCUGGCUCGACAACCAGAUUUGAAAUCAUGGUUAUAUUCAUCAACAUAA
This is a messenger RNA of Rotaria socialis, 1575 nucleotides long. NCBI's taxonomy places the organism in Eukaryota, Metazoa, Rotifera, Eurotatoria, Philodinida, Philodinidae. The record is from the annotation of a GenBank genome assembly.